CCCGCUGACCUAUACCCUCAGCGAGCGAGCUGCGUGAUUUCAAACCCAAAAUGAAGUUAGCGGUAGUUUUAGCCAUCGUCAGCGUGGCUAUGAUGCUCGUGAUGAUCCUCCAGGCUGUGCGCCAGGAGCUGCAGCUGCGCAAUUUAAACACCCGUACGACGGAGGACCUUGCUGAGGGCAAGAGGGGAGAGAGAGUCAUCACCUUAAUGAAAAGCCAAAUCAAGGAGCUGAAGACGAACCUGGCGUCCGUCGUGGGGAGGGUGGACGAGCUGAAGAAGCGCAAAGCAGCCGCUGAAAAAGCAGUGCAGGAGCUUAAAAAAGGUUUGCAGGCAUGCGGCAAUGAGAAGGAAAAUACAGAGCGCAAGAAGAAAGCUGCCAUACAAUCAAUCAAUAAAUUCAAAGAGGAUCACGCAGAGAACAAAAGAAAAGCAGAGGAGGAAAUGCAGAACUUAAAAGAACAGAUUUUGGAUCGAGACAAAGCUCUUUGCAUUUUUGCUGAUCAUAGCUUUGCAGAAGCACGGAGCUUGUGUGGUAUUGAUGCUCCGCAGUAAAGACAACUAAAAACACCCGAUGCUGAGAGUGAACUUGCAUAAGAACCAUCCAGGACUUCAUUUUGUUGUGUAGUUCGUUAUUCUUAUUUUGUAUUAAGAUAAAACUCAGGGUGUUUUAUUUUUGAUACAGCUCGAGAUUCUACAUUUUGCUAUGAUGGCAGAUUAUCAGAUUUAUACCGAUUUUGUGUGUGUGUGUGUGUGUGUGUUUUGAGACAGCAACAUAAAAAGGCCUUCCAAAUACAAUUGAUGGCCCAUUACUUUGCAAAUAGCUUCCCUGGAAUAACCAGAGUGCAAAUGUCACCCUUAUCAUUCAUUUUCAAAUUAGCGAUUAUGACCAUGUUAGGUUAAUUGACAACUCUAAAUUGCCUGUUGGUGUGUAUGUGAGUGCGAAUGAUUGUUUGUUUGUAUGUGCCCUGCGAUUGGCUGGCAACCAGUUCAGGGUGUACCCCGCCUCCUUGCCCGAUGAUAGCUGGGAUAGGCUCCAGCACGCCCACGACCCUAGUGAGGAGAAGCGGCUCAGAAAAUGGAUGGAUGGAUGGACCUUAUUCUGUCCUGUGAAAUAAUGUUAUCAACUAUAGUAAAGGUGUGCUUCAUCUCUGUCGUUCACUCUUAAAUAUGUUGCGUUUCUUUGGUUGCCACGGCCCAUGGAGGGAUGUCAGCUACUGUAAUUUCCUUUUUCAUAACAAUAAAAAACAUUUACUGUAUUUAGAGGUUGCUUAUGUUUUUAUGUAUAACUUGCCUCCAGUGUUGCGGAGUUAACUAGUUACAUGUAAUUAUGUAAUUACAGAAUUUUACAGAAUUACAGAAUGUAUGCAAUUGUAUUACAUGGAGAAAAUGUGUGGUUAAAUUACAGUUGCUUUUGGAAAGUUGCCUGAUGACAAUUUUAGUUAGAUCUGAAAAAUAGCCCAAAAAGCUCAUAUUUUUUUCCUUCUUAUCACUUCCUCCUAAAUGCGACACUUGUGAUUGGCUCUCUGGUCAUGUGCCAUUCUGCCACAGUCUCAAACGUAACCUUUUUCCAAAUGGGACCUCGAAAUGCAAUCUUGUGGCGCAAUCUAUUAGUUUGCCUCAGAGUUUGAAAAGGUUAGACUCAGUUACGCUUUUCAACACAGAAAAAUAACAUUAUUUUGAACAGUUUCAUUUUUAUAAUUUUGGACUUUUUAUGUAGCAUUCACUUACCUGAGUUGUGAGUUAAAUGUCUUUCCCAUGGACAUAAAGAUGACAUUAGCUUGGCGUGGAUACAAACCAGCACCAUGAUUGAUACUACAACUGGGACUUAUGCUUCACACAUCUCUGGACCAGUGAUGACUGUCAACCUCAACAUUAAUUACUAUAGGUAACUGUAUGUUCCACAAACUUCCAGUCAUUAUCUAUCUAUCGAUCGAUCGAUCUAUCGACAAGCUUUGACAAACAAACAAAAAAAAUAUUUUCACUUUGUAUGUUUAAUUAAAAAAAACCAUUAUGCAAAUAAGAUAAAGACGUUAAGACAACAACGUCAAAAAAGUUGCCAUUUCCCUAUUUGUUCGACUUAAUCUCGCCGAGCCGCCCUCCAUACACGUCAGAAGAACGCCGUGAUGGAGUUACCUGACAAUCUGAAAGCAUGGCAAACUAAUGGAGCACAGAUACCUCAAUAUUCAUAAACAUACAGUAUUAAAGUGAAGGAACAUCCAUCCAUUUUCUGUACCGCUUAUCCUCACU
This is a messenger RNA of Phycodurus eques (leafy seadragon), 2246 nucleotides long. RefSeq lists its product as uncharacterized. The coding region runs from base 51 to 551 and encodes 166 amino acids. The record is from RefSeq and is a predicted model, not a curated record. Lineage: Eukaryota; Metazoa; Chordata; Actinopteri; Syngnathiformes; Syngnathidae. The transcript has 4 exons.